GGGAAGUACAGGGCAAACUCAAGUGCUUCGAGGUGAACGGAGAGCCAUUUGUUCACGAUGUUAUGGGCCUGUCCCCUUCCAUACGCAUUCAUAUGAAGAAUAGCAAAGGCACCAGCAUGACAUUAGAGACCAUUUACGGACACGCGCGCAAGUAUGGUCAUAUCCGCAAUAUCGAGCCGCAUACCCCUUACACAGAUAAGGUGUACGUCACGUAUCACCGGUCCAUAGACGCUGCUGCAGCGAUGAAGUGCAUGAACAGGAUCCCCAUACAGAGCAUCGUACCGGAGGCGAACGGACAACUGCCCACACUCUGCAUGGUAUACGAACCUCCAAUCAGAUUCAAUGUGUGGAACUUUGUCAUGAAUCAUACCAAGUUGGUGGUGCCUGCGGUCAUUGCGGUGACUGGGUUUCUGAGCUACACACUGUUUGAGCCCAUACGCGUGUGGUUUGUGGAGCAGAAUAUACGAUACUUCACUAAGCUGCGCAAGACGUACGCAAAGGGCAUGAACAUGCUGGGCAAUACCACAACGCAGCUCACACAGUACUUUGGCUAUCGGGGCGUGUCUGGAGACGAGGACAAAGGUGGUGUAUCUGAGCAGAAGCUCCGUCUCGCUGAGGCUAUCGGCAGCAUAGCCGAGGAGCUCACAGAACGGGUCAAUGAGUCCUUUAUUGAGGAUUCAGGUGCACUGGUGGUGAUUGCAGGGCCGCCUGGAAGCGGAAAGUCCUUUGUGGCCCACCAUCUGAUUGAGAAUGCGUCGCACAUGCUGUUCAUCGACUUCAGCGAUCACACGGUACGAGGGCAGCCCAAUAGCUCAUACAUCGAGAGCAAGCUGAUCCGAAGCACAGGCUACUUCCCGUCCGUGCUGUGGAUGAACCGUCUAGUGAAGCUGAGUGAAGGCAUUGCCACUGCCACCAUGGGCAUCAAGACAGAGGGCCUCAGCAGCACAUCUCUAGACAGCACUCGGUCUAUCCUCAACACACUAACCAACGCACUUGUCAAGUUCAGGGCCGCUCACCCCCAAACCGACGACGAGUUGUUGGAGAUGGCAGUAGAAGAGACAGAUACCGGUGAGGGUGAGCAAGAGGGUAUGGCUGGAGCCACGGAAAGUGUGCUGGGUGAUGAGAAGGCCGACAAGGAGAAAGGGGUGUUGGACACUGUAUUGAGUCGCUUCAGAGCGUACGAGGAAAUAGGUAAAGUUGAGAAGCCAGCGGACGGGGUACUGGAGACGGUAGCAGGCUAUACCCACACAGUCACUGAUCCUAUCGUUACUCUAGCCGCCCCGAUUACCAAUCUGGUGAGCGGAUCCAAUUCUGCGAAGGAGGAGACGAACAAGGACGAGAUGGCCCAAAAAAGGGCUGCCCCAAAACCAAAAGUGAAGGGCGUUCCCACAGGCGUGGUGAUUGUGAUUGAGGGUCUGGAUAGGAACUUGACAGAUAAGUUCCCGUGGUUGAUGGAUGUGUUGUUUGAGUGGGUGUCACAGAUGAAUUUACAACACGCGGAUUGCGCGCGCGUUGUCAUGGUAACGAGCGACUCGCAACUGGCCGAAGACGCGGCCAAUGCUAUGGCAACGCCGGUCCACUUGGUACCCAUGCGCGACUUGCCGGUGGAUCAAGCUGCAGAGUUGUUAAGCAGCCUUAGUACCAGGGAUGUUUCAAAGGACAAGCUCAAACGGGCCAUAGGGACCAUUGGGGGACGGUUUAAUGAUAUUCAACUCCUGAGUAAGCGUAUCAAUGUGGGGAUGGACGUGGAGAGUGCAACAGUCAUGAUGGUGGAGGAGGCCGUCGACUUCCUGCGCAACCACGGACUGAGUAUAUCUCCGCUGGGCAAAGGCAAGGCCAAUGCCUGGACUGUCGAGCAGAUGUGGUACAUCAUCACCAAGCUGGCAGAGAACGACAGUGUGCCUCUUGACGAAGUGCUGUUCUCGCCCUUGUUUGGCGGUGACAUGCAGCCUAUCCGCGCGAUGGUUGAGCAGCGGAUGCUGACUGUGGAGGGUCCGCAUGACAGCCACAACAAGUACUUGGUCAAGCCUAUACGGCCUGUACUAGGGGCCGCGUGUAAGGAGCUGGUUAAGGACGAGCGCCUGAGCAAGGCGAUGACAGGGAAGAUGUAUGCCACUCAGAUAAACAAGGUUAACACGACCAUGCAGCAGCUGGAAGACGAGAUGCAGAAGUUGCUGGCUCUGGGUGCGGGUGCGUGGACGGGCAACGGCACGGCUCUGAAUGAUCGGUUGAAGUAUGUCACCGAGCAGAUCAGUGCACAGUCCAAGAAGAUGCGUGACUUGCAGGCGCGCAAGCCACUCUGAGGAUAUGCGGCAACAGGAACCACGUGAAAGAAUUAGUGUAUACGUACAGAAGGUUGGAUUGGGAGUGCACGUAUUGGGGGUUACUGUUGGGCUUUACUAUCUGCGGUCGAGGUGAUUGUAUGCGUGUAUGUCCUAUGUCGAUCUGUGAGUUGCAGAGCAUGGCCUGAACUUGCACAGCUCAACAUGGAAGCUUAGCGGAGCAUGGUAUAUGCUUCUAUCCCGAGCCUACUUUUUCGAUUGUGUUCGAAAGCUGAGCACUCUUUGUACCCGUUGUGUCGAUUAUGUCGUCCAACAAUAGGGCAGAAACAUGCUAUGACAAUUACUGCUUGAUACUGACUCAGGAAGUUGAUGUAGAAGUUUACACAAACUUUAGCGGCCACUGUGUGAGUGUGGGGUGUUGGUUGUGGGUUGUUCAAUGACGACGUGCGCUUGUCUGGCGAUAAGAAGUACACCAAAUGCGCUCUAACAAAGCCUCUGGUGUGUAUGGUGUUCAGUCCUGUAUAGACCCUGCUUCUGCAUGGAAGCCUCUUUCUGCAAGCUCAUCAGGGACUACUUGUUACACGGAGUGUAAAAGAAUUACAUAUGUCAUAUCUAAUAUCUGAAGUGAUUUCUGCAGCGGGAAGGCUACAAUUUCUCGUGUGGGCUGCCAUGAUGGAUGUGCAGUAGUAGACUUGUCUGCUCACUCCGGCAACGCUAUCUCACUAUGCGCAAGUCUACAGCUACCACGUGAAUACAAAUGCGUGAAGCUUAAUAAAAUUCGCAUCGAAUAUAUCAAA
Sphaeroforma arctica JP610 is the source of this 3079-nucleotide messenger RNA. RefSeq lists its product as hypothetical. The coding region runs from base 63 to 2303 and encodes 746 amino acids. The record is from RefSeq and is a predicted model, not a curated record. Lineage: Eukaryota; Ichthyosporea; Ichthyophonida. The transcript is spliced from 4 exons. Gene Ontology annotation, cellular component: mitochondrial inner membrane. Gene Ontology annotation, molecular function: nucleic acid binding.